GCGGUUUCCAUGGUAACCAACGUAAACACAGACGUCCCGCUCCCGCCUCCUUUUCUGUGCGUCUUUUCCUUGUCUGAGUACAGCACCGCCAAAAGCAAACUCAAAUGGCAGACCAGUAUUAUGAAAAGGUUACAUCUAUCCAGCAAAGCAUGCAUAAAAGAGAGAAACGGAGAAUGGAGCUGGAGAGGGAAUUGUUUGCUUUCUCCAGAUCAGAUACGAGAAUCAUGCAGAUAAGGUGUUCCAAACUGCGCAGUUAUCUCAAAGAAAUCUGUGACAGAGAAGCACGAGCAAAAAUGAGAAACCUUGAACUUCAGAGAGAUGUGAAGAGCAUGGAAAUUAGCAUGAAGGAUUAUAGUCGUGACCCGAGUCACCUGCAAAAACAAAAGGAUGACUUUUUGAAAAAGAUUUCCAGAUUUAAGGAAGCAAAUAAAAAGGUGGAGCCCAUGUUAAAAGCAGAUCAGGUCCAAGCUGUGCACGAACAGCAACACGAUGUCAUUUUUUCUCACUCAGUGAAUGAUUUUGAACAAUCACCAGUAGGAAUUUUUAUAGACCAGCAGACUUCUACAGGCCCUGACAGAGAAGCUGGCACCAGAAGUGUACACUCACACCAAGCAUCGCAUCGUUCACCCAAUCACAGCGUUCACUCCGGCGAACGUCUAGCAAGUGGCCUUUUGAAGAACUUCAGAGUUGGCGGAGAGGAUGCCGCCAGAAAGCGAUCACAUUUAUCAGAUGACAUUUCAGGCUCAAACGGCUCCCCUGGCAGCUGUAAUUUGAGUGACAAACAUGAAAGAACGUCGGGGCUGCUCCCAUCUGUUCGUGCCUUACCAGACACAGCUGGUAGUGCGGCUUUUGGAAGUGUUGAUGAACAAGAAGCUUCCCCUCUGGUGACCUUGACAGGGUCUGAGAAGAAUCCAUCAUGCAGUAACAGCAACCCUAUGAGGGGUAAGAAUUCCCCUGCAGAACACACCGACUCCCAAGAGGUCGUUCACGAAGCACUCAUGAUGGGAGAUGAAGAGAGAGGUCUUGGCCAUUUGAUACGUGAAACCACUUUUGGAAAAGAAGCUCAAGAGACACCAGGUACAUGUGAGAGUGUCAGUGAACCAAGCUCAGAUGUGCAGGUGUCGGAGAGCAGUGCCAGCGACCUGACGAUUUCUCUGACACAAUCUGAGCUGGAGGAGGAUUUACCAGAGGAUGUAGCACCUGAGAGAAAUGCCUCUCACCGAGAAAGUGAUGAUCACAAACAGCACUGUCCUGAAUCAUCCCUCCACUCCAACACGUCGGAAAACACACCACAGCUAAAUAGCGACUCCUCAGCACCAGUGGUGACCUUGAAAAGCCUCUCUGUGGAAGGACUCUUUAAUCUGCUAGACUGCAUCGAAGGGCGACUCUCCGCUGAACACACCCCUGUGUACAGGGAUUCUCUAAUUGAGGAAAGACAAUUCAAUAGAAUUAUCAGCCUUUGUGACGAUGAAGCAGGCUUGAAUGACGAGGACCUUGAAGCAUGUGGAGCAGUCGUCCUUCAUGAGCUUCAGAGGUUGUCAUGGAGCACAGAAAAGAGCUGCCUGCUCCCACAGGAUGUAGUGAGUGCACAUCAGUCCAGCGCUGAGCCUAAUAAAAUAAGCACCAGCCUUCCUCCCAGUGCGGCUCGGCUGUGGGAUCGCUGGUUCAAGCACGCCCUUGUGCUCAAGGAGCAGCGUGUUCUCAGCACUGAGCGCUUGGUCCAACUGUUUACGCCACUCUUAGUGAAGCGUGAUGCCACCUACAGCCAGCAGGCCAAAGUGUUGCUGAGGACACUUCUCUCGCGGUCCAGUGAGGAGUGCCCCUCGGCAGAGGACAAGAGUGACUUAUCUUCUUUGCGGGGUUCUUCUCUCUUGGCUGACACUGAUGUGAAGCCCGCCCAAACAGCAGGCACGCAACGUAUUCAGGAACUACAAAGCACUGAAGAGGACAGCCAGGACGAAAGCCUUGUGGAAAGUGGUCCUAUUAGAGAGUCAAAAGCGUAUCAGUUACUCAAACAAUCAGCCAUGCGGGAAAGACUGCCGAGUUCUGAAGAGGAGGAGCUGAGUGGUUUUUCAGGAAUAAAUCACGGCCAUGAAGAGGACCUGGGGAGGGCCAAACGCUCCUCACAUCAAGACCCUUACCCUCGGAAGGGAACCUCAAAAGCUCUUUCUGCUCCACAGUCAAAAGCUUUUCGGGAGGACUCCGACAACAGCAACUCAGACAUUGAAGCAGCUUUACGUCCUCCAACGUUCAACUCAAACAACGAGGGCAUUGACGACUUCUACGACUGA
Molecule: messenger RNA, 2291 nt
Organism: Nematolebias whitei (Rio pearlfish)
Lineage: Eukaryota; Metazoa; Chordata; Actinopteri; Cyprinodontiformes; Rivulidae
Gene: kiz
Product: kizuna centrosomal protein
Exons: 15
Coding region: 105-2291 (728 amino acids)
Biological process (GO): spindle organization
Cellular component (GO): centrosome
Source: RefSeq, a predicted model, not a curated record